Klebsormidium nitens is the source of this 633-nucleotide messenger RNA. Lineage: Eukaryota; Viridiplantae; Streptophyta; Klebsormidiophyceae; Klebsormidiales; Klebsormidiaceae. The record is from the annotation of a GenBank genome assembly.
AUGAUUCAGAGGGCGCUGUUGCUGCGCAUUGCUCAGCGCUUCGUAGCACCACCGAUUGAGGGUGCGCUAAACAGAGGGCCCCGUGCAUACUCCCCGUCUGAAUCAAGAGACGUCAUGGAAAAAGGAAAGAAGGUGGAAGAGAAAGAAGAGAAAGAAAAGAUGGAGCAUGAAACGAAGCGGGCCCUGGAAGAGACGAGGGGCGAGCAAGCAGAGAUAGACCAGAAGGCUGAGAGAUGGGUCCAGCAGGGAAAGCGGAAAGCGGAAGACAGGGAACGGAACGAACAAACGGAACAAAUAGACAGUCAGAAGGAAAUGGGGGGGAACCAAUCGGAGCCUUUGAAAGCCGAGGAUGAGCAGAGCAAAGCGAAGUUAGAGCAGGCGGUGCGUCGCGCGAGCGACCCGAACCUCACGGAUGAUCUCGUAACUGAGAUGCCGAUUGGCUACAACGCUGAGUUCGAACUAGAUGCGGGGGUGCCCCUCGUGAGCGCAGACGAGAUCCGCGAGUCGUCGCCGGUCCCCGAGCACGUGGUCACCGCCGUGCUGUGUCCGCACGGGUACGCCGACCCGGAAGACUGCCCCAUCUGCAGAGAGGAGAUCAAGGAGGAGUUGCGGGAAGUAUUGCAACACCUGUGA